This is a messenger RNA of Pochonia chlamydosporia 170, 777 nucleotides long. Its product is annotated as methylthioribulose-1-phosphate dehydratase. The record is from RefSeq and is a predicted model, not a curated record. Bases 1 to 777 code for a protein of 258 amino acids. Gene Ontology annotation, molecular function: metal ion binding; methylthioribulose 1-phosphate dehydratase activity. The transcript is spliced from 3 exons. Lineage: Eukaryota; Fungi; Ascomycota; Sordariomycetes; Hypocreales; Clavicipitaceae. Gene Ontology annotation, cellular component: cytoplasm.
AUGACCACCGAGCACGAUGAUAAAAAGCGCCGGCUCGACGAGGGCGACCAGCUCAUCACCUCCAACAACCCAGAGCACCCGGCCAACCUCAUCCCUUCACUGUGUGCCAAAUUCUGGACCCUCGGAUGGGUGACUGGUACCGGAGGCGGAUGCUCAAUCCGCGAAAAAGAUCUCGUCUACAUCGCCCCCUCCGGCGUCCAAAAAGAACUCAUGAAAAACACAGACAUAUACGUCCUCUCACUCGCCGCCCAAGAACCAACCUUCAAGCAACGCACCUACCUCCGCUCACCACCGUGCUACAAACCAUCGCAAUGCACGCCCCUCUUCCUCGCGGCCUUUACGCGCCGCAACGCCGGCUGCUGCAUCCACACGCACUCCCAAUGGGCCGUCCUCGUCACUCUCCUUCUGGAAGCGCAAGGGCCGGGAAACGACAAGGUCUUUGAGAUCAACAACAUUGAGCAGAUCAAGGGCUUCGGGAAGGGCAUGACCAGGCAGGGGAACUUGGGGUAUCAUGAUACGCUGAGGAUUCCGGUGAUUGAGAAUACGCCGCAUGAGGAGGACUUGACGGAGUAUUUGGAGGAGGCGAUGGAGAAAUAUCCGGAUACGUAUGCCGUGUUGGUGAGGAGGCAUGGCGUGUAUGUUUGGGGGGAUAAUGUGCACAAGGCGAAGACGAUGUGUGAGAGUCUUGAUUAUUUGUUCCAGUUGGCGGUGGAGAUGAAGAAGCUGGGUCUUCCUUGGAUUAGUGAGAUUGCUCGCGUUGCGCCUGAUCGGGCUUGA